Molecule: messenger RNA, 1614 nt
Organism: Giardia duodenalis
Lineage: Eukaryota; Fornicata; Diplomonadida; Hexamitidae
Product: Zinc finger domain
Exons: 1
Coding region: 1-1614 (537 amino acids)
Biological process (GO): peptidyl-L-cysteine S-palmitoylation; protein targeting to membrane
Cellular component (GO): endoplasmic reticulum; Golgi apparatus
Molecular function (GO): protein-cysteine S-palmitoyltransferase activity
Source: RefSeq, a predicted model, not a curated record
AUGCUAAUUAAGCUAUCCAAAGACAUCAAAAUACGGUGGUAUGGCGCGAAUAAGGUGAUGAUGGGUGGGAGGGUAGUUGUGGGCUCUCAGUUAUGCUUUCUCAUUGGCACUAUUUGUUUGGUUAUCGCCGCUUUGGCCAUCUUCUGGGUCGACUUCUACCUCUCUCACUCAAAUCCACAGCACCUUGCAUGGCACGUUAUUGCUCACCUCCUUCUUGAUGGCUCACUUAUUGCCUCAAUUGUCAUGAUCUUGGUCACAGGUCUUGUUGAUCCUGGUAUUAUUCCUUCUGUGCAGUUUGACCGGGAGCUCAUUCCGGUUCUCUCUCCAUCAACAAAGCUUCUAGAUCACCAUCGGGACCCAAUUAUUAGCCACAACGGCUACACAAUGAGAUUGAAGUAUUGUGAGACGUGUCUUUACUUGCGACCCUUGCGCACAACACACUGUCGUACUUGUAACUGCUGCGUAUAUCGCUUUGACCACCAUUGUUUUUGGUUGGGCACUGACGUUGGCUUUAGAAAUCACGGAUACUUUUACAUUAUGCUGUUAGUUGUUACCAUUUACAUUUCUUUAUUAAUCCUUUGCUCGUUAGUCUUGGUUGGCUUUUUGGUCUAUGACUUCAUAACCAUUCCGUUUCGCAUAGGCUUUGCUAUCUCUCUCAUUGGUGAAGCCAUUAUCCUGGCAUCAGGAAUAUACAUGCUGUAUUCAUUAGGUAACCUUAUUAGUUACCAUGUCGAGAUAUUGACAAGUGGACUACUAACCAAAGAAGAUCUAGCCUCAAAUCUCAUCGAGAAUCAUCCAUACCACCAUAAGUCCUUCAGAAAGAACUUUGCUGCCUGCUUUGAAGGCAUGAGAACGCCUUCUAUUUUGCAUCAGAUCAUCAGCAGCUACAAGCUAGCUAUUCAGAACAAAGAUGAAAUCGACGCCCUGGUGAAGGCUGGCCUAAACCCUCGAGUCUUUCCCGAUAGCAUUAGUGACAUUCGUACUGCUGGACAGGCGUUUGAAUACCUUAUUUCCAUGUCUAAAUCUCAGAUUGUCAAUCCUCCAUCAGAUAUCAAACAGGAGUUUGCACAAGGGGAAAACGAUGAAAAAGAGGAGCCUGAGGAAGAGCUCGAAGAAGAGGAAGAGGAUGAAGAAGAUACAAAGGAUAACCCCAAUGAAGAGAGAGGCUCGCGAUUCAUUCGUGAUGCAACCAUGGUGAAUGUGCAGCGAGUUGAAGAGAUUAAAAGGAGAAGCAUUCGGAAUAUUGUCGGCUCAGUCGAUACACUUUCCAACCCAAACACCUCAAAUAUGCAGAAAGCCUCCAUUGACAAGAGAUUGUCGACGCGUGGCAGUACAGUAAUUUACGAGCAAUCAGAUGAUGAGGUUCCAACACGUCGUAAAGUCAUUGAUCUCGAGAACUUGCAGACAUCAAAUCGUGUAUCUGAGCGCAUGUCUACAAGGCUACCUGUGCUGUUGUCCGUCCGGGGAUCUCUUAACAAGUCCUCACAUUCAGCCAACAAUCGCUCAUCAGUAAGAGGAUCUGUAGUCAUGAGUCAGCAACUAGUUGAUAGAAUAAAUAGGUUACAAUCGAAACAAGGCAAAGAACCACGUGAAAUGAACGAGGUUGCACACUGA